AUGACAGAAGAGAACCAAACUGUGAUCACCCAAUUUCUCCUCCUGGGCCUGCCCAUUCCCCCAGAGCACCAGCACCUGUUCUACGCCCUGUUCCUGGCCAUGUACCUCACCACCGUCCUGGGGAACCUCAUCAUCAUCAUUCUCAUUUAUCUGGACUCCCAUCUCCACACACCCAUGUACUUGUUUCUCAGCAACUUGUCCUUCUCUGACCUCUGCUUUUCCUCUGUCACAAUGCCCAAAUUGCUGCAGAACAUGCAGAGCCAAGUUCCAUCCAUCCCCUAUGCAGGAUGCCUGGCACAACUAUACUUUUACCUGUAUUUUGCAGACCUUGAGAGCUUCCUCCUUGUGGCCAUGGCCUAUGACCGCUAUGUGGCCAUCUGCUUCCCCCUUCAUUACAUGAGCAUCAUGAGCCCCAAGCUCUGCUUGAGUCUGGUGCUGCUGUCCUGGGUACUGACCACCUUCCAUGCCAUGCUGCACACCCUGCUCAUGGCCAGAUUGUCAUUCUGUGAGGACAAUGUGAUCCCCCACUUUUUCUGUGACAUAUCUCCUUUGCUGAAGCUGUCCUGCUCUGACACCCAUGUUAAUGAGUUGGUGAUAUUUGUCAUGGGAGGGCUCGUUAUUGUCAUUCCAUUCCUACUCAUCGUUGUGUCCUAUGCACGAGUUGUCACUUCCAUUCUUAAGGUCCCUUCUGUUCGAGGCAUCCACAAAGUCUUCUCCACUUGUGGGUCUCAUCUUUCUGUGGUGUCACUAUUCUAUGGGACAAUCAUUGGUCUCUAUUUAUGUCCAACAGCUAAUAACUCUACUGUGAAGGAGACUGUCAUGGCCAUGAUGUAUACAGUGGUGACUCCCAUGCUGAACCCCUUCAUCUACAGUCUGAGGAACAGAGACAUGAAGGGGGCUCUCGCAAGAGUCCUUUUUAAAAAGAAAAUUACAUUCUGUCUGUGAUGGUUGCACUUUAUAAAAUUUGAAAUUUUUCACUG
Messenger RNA from Mastomys coucha (southern multimammate mouse), 980 nucleotides. RefSeq names its product olfactory receptor 1468. The coding region runs from base 1 to 945 and encodes 314 amino acids. The transcript has a single exon. Gene Ontology annotation, molecular function: G protein-coupled receptor activity; olfactory receptor activity. The record is from RefSeq and is a predicted model, not a curated record. Gene Ontology annotation, cellular component: membrane. Gene Ontology annotation, biological process: G protein-coupled receptor signaling pathway. Lineage: Eukaryota; Metazoa; Chordata; Mammalia; Rodentia; Muridae.